ACAGGACUUAAUGUAGGUUGCGUCACACACGAUCAACGGCGUCAAAAACUUUUCAAAUUAGGGCUUUUAAGCUCCAAAACCCCUCCAAUUUUUGUUUACUCACACUGCGUAUACUGUAAGCGUUACACUGAUAUUUUCUCUGCACUCUGUUAAUCAGAGUGCGUGUACUGCGUGUUUCUUCGUUUUUAUCGCAAUGGCGAACGAUGCGGAUAUGAGUGGUUGGACCGAUCUUCUGCAUUCCUCUUCGAAGCUUAUCGAACAAGCUGCUCCUUCAGCUCAGUUUCCGCCGCUUCAGAGGAAUUUGGAUCAGUUGGAGGCUCUGUCGAAGAAGCUCAAGGCAAAAACCCUGCGAGCCGAAGCUCCUUCCCAAUCUAUUGCGGCGACUAGGCUAUUAGCUCGAGAGGGGCUAAAUGCAGAGCAGCUUGCUCGUGAUCUCAAGUCAUUUGAGCUAAAGACAACAUUCGAAGAUGUCUUUCCAGCGGAGGCGACGACAGUCGAAGAGUAUCUUCAGCAGGUCCAUGAAAUGACAAUGCUCUCAGCUGUUCAGGAAGCUCAGAAGGAUAAUCUUAGAAGUUUCAAUGAUUAUAUGAUGUCAGUUCUGGAGGAGGACUGGCAGAAGGAAAAGAGGGACUUUCUUCAGAGCUUGAGCCGAAUUUCGACCCUACCCAGAACUGAUAUUCGUGAUUCUAAUAGUGGGGUUAGUCGGCAGGGUCAAAUAGUGCCUAUGACUUCCAGAAGUGGGGUUUCAUCUGCUCCAUCUAGUUUGGAGCCUGCACUGUUGGCUAAUAAACCUGUGAUUGAAAAAAAGGCUGCCGCAUAUGCUGAAGUUGUGAAGAGUCUUAAUGCCGCAAGAAAGAAUGGCUCACCCUUCAAACCUGCUGCAGCUUUCAGAAAUGCGUACGAAAGUCUGAAACUCGACUCAUCUGGUGCAAAAUCUGUUAGCAUGCUGAAAAUAUGGCACCUAAUUAUGACAUUAAUGGGUGAGGAUCCAACUGUAAAACGGAGUAGCUCCAGAAGAAUGUCUUUAGUAAUGGGGGCUCGGCGCCAUCUGGAAUGGGGACACGAAAAGUAUGUGAUGGAUAUGAUUCAUAGUCAUCCUGCGCAGGCUGCUCUUGGUGGCGCUGUUGGAAAUUUGCAAAAGAUUCGCGCCUUCCUUCGGAUGCGUUUAAGGGACUAUGGAGUUCUUGAUUUUGAUGUAACCGAUGUCCGGCGACAACCUCCUGUAGACACCACUUGGCAGCAGAUAUACUUCUGCCUGAGAACUGGCUAUUAUGACGAUGCUCUAGGAGUUGCCCGAACAUCUCGCCUGUCGCAGCAAUUCACUCCUCUGCUUGCCGAAUGGAUUGCUACUGGAGGUAUGGUAUCAGCAGAGACUGCAGCUGCUGCUUCAGAAGAAUGUGAGAAAAUCCUACGGAUGGUUGACCGGGUAGGCCGGCCUUCAUAUGACAAGAAAAAGUUACUCCUUCAUGCCAUCAUAUCUGGUUCCAGGAAGCUGGUAGAUCGGUUACUUCGAGAAUUACCUACCAUCUUCAAUACAAUUGAGGAUUUCUUAUGGUUCAUGUUGUCUGCUGUACGAGACAGCUCUGGUGGCUCCUCUCCUUCAGUUGUCCUGAAUGGUGGAACAUCACCAGUGUAUAGUUUGGAAGAUUUGCAGGCAUAUCUAAAUAAGUUCGAACCAUCAUAUUAUACAAAGAACGGAAAGGACCCUUUGGUGUAUCCGUAUGUUUUACUUUUGAGCAUCCAGUUGCUUCCGGCUGUUGUCCAUUUGUCCAAAGAUAUGGGAGAUGAUGGAUAUAGUAUUGAUUCCGUGCAUAUAUCAAUCGUACUAGCCGACUAUGGUGUCCUUUCAGAAGGUUCUGUGUCUGGACAAAAACUGGGAGUGAUGGAUGUUUUUGCUGAGACAUCUAGCAUUAUAAGGCAGUAUGGAGCAGCCUAUUUGCGCCACGGUGACUUGUUAAUGGCACUAGAGUAUUAUGCUCAAGCAGCUGCCGCUUUGGGCGGUGGUCAAUUAUCAUGGAUUGGAACAGGUAACACAGAUCAGCAAAGACAGAGGACCUUGAUGCUAAAGCAACUUCUCACAGAGAUUCUAUUAUGUGACGGUGGUAUAUAUCUUUUGCUUGGCUCAAGAGGUAUUGGAGAAGAGGGUCAGUUGGGAAGAUUUUUAACUGAUGGCAAGACAAGACAGCAAUUUCUGAUUGAAGCUGCUCGACAGUGUCAGGAUGCUGGUUUAUAUGAUAAAUCUAUAGAAAUUGAGAAAAGAAUUGGGGCAUUUUCGGCUGCAUUGGAUACGAUAAACAAGUGUCUAUCCGAAGCAAUAUGUGCCCUAUCACGUGGUAGACUGGAUGGCGAAAGCACGAUUACUGGGCAUAUACACUCUGGGAAUGAGAUCUUAGAGACAUUCAAAUACUACCCAGAUAUCAGUCCUCAAGAGAGAGCAAAUGUAAUGGAGCAACAAACUGUGCUAAGACAGCUCGAGGCUAUCUUAGCUAUCCAUAGACUUGCAAAAUCCGGAGCCCAUUUAGACGCAUUGAGGGAAAUUGCAAAAGUUCCGUUUCUUCCUCUCGAUCCAAGGGCAGCUGAUUUUAUUACAGACGUUUUCAAGAAUCUAUCUCCACAUGUUGAAGCUUGUGUCCCAUGCCUUCUCAAAGAUGCUUUUAAUUGUCUGGAUAAUGUCACAGACACCGAUGGAUCAAUUCGUGCUUUGAGAACAAAGAUUACCAACUUUCUUGCGAACAAUUUGAAUAGGAACUGGCCACGUGAAUUGUACGAAAAGGCUAGUCGAAGCAGCUUCUGAGUGAUGUACUUGGAGCUUGUUGUGUUGUACCUAAUCAAUCGACGAGGAUUGCUUUAUAUUGAUGAUUACCUUUUGGUACUUAUUGUUGCUCGGAUUAAUGAGAAGUGAAAAUUCAUUACCUGCCUAUAUUUGCUAGAGUGAAGAUCAUCUUAUAUGUUUUAUUAAUUUUGGGUGCUAUUAAAAUGAAUUGUAUUUAUUAAAAUUCUUAA
Molecule: messenger RNA, 3003 nt
Organism: Erythranthe guttata (spotted monkey flower)
Lineage: Eukaryota; Viridiplantae; Streptophyta; Magnoliopsida; Lamiales; Phrymaceae
Product: Nucleoporin interacting component (Nup93/Nic96-like) family protein
Biological process (GO): poly(A)+ mRNA export from nucleus; protein import into nucleus
Cellular component (GO): nuclear pore
Molecular function (GO): structural constituent of nuclear pore
Source: RefSeq, a predicted model, not a curated record